UAGAAACUCAAACUUCAAAAGAUAAAUUUCCAUCUUUUUUUUUAUAAUCAUUUCUUGUUUUCGUGUUCAAUCUAAUAAAGGGUUUUGGGCUCUCAAGGGUUUUAAUCAGAUUGUUUGGUUCGUUAACUUAAAAGAAUCCAUUUCUUGACUUGUGAAUGAGAAAUGGAGACUAAAGGUGGUAAAAAGAAGUCUAGUAAUAGUAGUAGUAGGGACAGUCUUUUCUUCGAAGCUCCUCUUCGUUACAGCAUUGAAGACGUUAGACCAAACGGUGGAAUCAAGAAAUUCAGAUCUGCUGCUUACUCAAACAUCACUGGAAAACCAUCCUGAUAUUCCUCAAUACGUUUUCUUCUUAACCACUUACUAACUGUGGUUGAUCAAUGUUCGCGAUAAAUCUUCGUUUUUUCUUGUUUUGUUCUCUUUCAAAACUCAUUUUUCGAUAGUCUCUUCGCCUUUUGAAAAAUGGCGGUCUCUGCUACAGGUUUCGAAGGAUUUGAGAAAAGGCUCGAAAUCUCAUUCUUUGAGACUACUGACUUUCUUGAUCCCCAAGGAAAGAGUCUUCGUUCUCUUACCAAAUCCCAGUUAGAUGAGAUCUUGACUCCAGCAGAGUGCACAAUUGUUUCCUCUCUCACAAACUCUUUCGUUGACUCUUACGUGCUCUCUGAAUCUAGUCUCUUUGUUUAUCCUUACAAGAUCAUCAUCAAAACAUGCGGGACUACUAAGCUUCUCUUGUCGAUCCCGCAUAUCCUUAGGCUGGCUGAUUCACUUUGCCUCACUGUCAAAUCUGUUCGCUACACUCGUGGUAGCUUUAUUUUUCCGGGAGCUCAAUCUUACCCUCACCGUAGCUUCUCAGAGGAAGUUGCUUUACUUGAUGACUAUUUUGGUAAGCUCAAUGCAGGAAGCAAAGCUUUUGUGAUGGGAGGUUCAGAUAAUAACCCUCAGAGAUGGCAUGUUUACUCUGCUUCUUCUACUGAAGAAUCUGCGGUUUGCGAUAAACCCGUGUACACAUUGGAGAUGUGUAUGACUGGUCUAGACAAUAUAAAAGCUUCGGUGUUCUUUAAAACCAACUCUGUUUCAGCUUCUGAGAUGACUAUUAGCUCUGGGAUCAGAAACAUCCUUCCAGGCUCUGAAAUCUGUGAUUUUAACUUUGAACCGUGCGGUUACUCGAUGAAUUCGAUUGAAGGGGAUGCGGUUUCUACCAUCCAUGUGACCCCGGAAGAUGGUUUUAGCUAUGCAAGCUUUGAAACAGUUGGUUAUGAUCUAAAGGCUUUGAACUUUAAGGAGUUGGUGGAUAGGGUUCUGGUUUGUUUUGGACCGGAAGAAUUUUCUGUAGCGGUGCAUGCUAAUCUUGGAACCGAGGUAUUGGCGUCUGAUUGUGUAGCUGAUGUGAACGGAUACUUUAGCCAAGAGAGAGAACUAGAGGAGCUUGGACUUGGAGGUUCGGUUCUAUACCAGAGAUUUGUCAAGACUGUUGAAUGUUGCUCACCAAAAUCUACUCUUGGGUUCUGUUAGAAGAAGUGAUUAAAGAAGAAGAGUGAUCUAUUUCUGGAUUUAUAGUUUUUUUUUUUUGUAAAGAUCUUUUGUGUUUUGUUUUCGAAUAAGAAAGAACAUGUGAUGUUCUGAUGAAAGCAUUUCUUGUUUAUGUUCUCUGGUUGCUGCACCAUAAAUAUUUUAUGUUCUAUGCUUUGUUGUGUUUAAGCUUUGGAUAACUUUUAAUCUUGUGUGCUUAUAAAUUUUAAUCUUCUAU
Arabidopsis thaliana (thale cress) is the source of this 1744-nucleotide messenger RNA. RefSeq names its product Adenosylmethionine decarboxylase family protein. The transcript has 4 exons. Gene Ontology annotation, molecular function: adenosylmethionine decarboxylase activity. The coding region runs from base 460 to 1509 and encodes 349 amino acids. NCBI's taxonomy places the organism in Eukaryota, Viridiplantae, Streptophyta, Magnoliopsida, Brassicales, Brassicaceae. The record is from RefSeq and is marked reviewed. Gene Ontology annotation, biological process: spermidine biosynthetic process; plant organ development; spermine biosynthetic process.